This is a messenger RNA of Pteronotus mesoamericanus, 1278 nucleotides long. RefSeq names its product dynein assembly factor with WD repeats 1 (gene DAW1). Gene Ontology annotation, cellular component: U4/U6 x U5 tri-snRNP complex. The coding region runs from base 31 to 1278 and encodes 415 amino acids. The transcript has 13 exons. NCBI's taxonomy places the organism in Eukaryota, Metazoa, Chordata, Mammalia, Chiroptera, Mormoopidae. Gene Ontology annotation, biological process: mRNA splicing, via spliceosome. Gene Ontology annotation, molecular function: protein binding; U6 snRNA binding; U4 snRNA binding. The record is from RefSeq and is a predicted model, not a curated record.
UGGAACCGCGUGGGGUCGAGGAGCGAGAAGAUGAAGCUGAAGAGCCUCCUGCUCCGUUAUUAUCCUCCAGGAAUUAUGUUGGAGUAUGAGAAAAGUGGAGAACUGAAGACCAAAUCCAUAGAUCUGCUUGAUCUUGGUCCCAGUACUGAUGUGGAUGCCUUAGUAGAAGAGAUACAGAGAGCAGAACCUCUCAUCACAGCGUCGCGAUCAGGCCAAGUCAAACUUUUAGUACAGAGAUUACAAGAUAAACUCGGGCAGCACAGCAACCACCAAUUCUAUCUUUUCAAGGUUCUUCGAGCACAUAUACUGCCACUGACUAACGUUGCACUUAAUAAAUCGGGCUCUUGCUUUAUCACGGGGAGCUACGACCGGACGUGCAAGCUGUGGGACGCGGCGUCGGGCGAGGAGCUGCACACCCUGGACGGGCACAGGAACGUGGUGUACGCCAUAGCCUUCAACAAUCCUUACGGUGACAAAAUUGCCACGGGGUCCUUUGAUAAGACUUGUAAACUGUGGAGUGUAGAAACAGGAAAGUGUUACCACACCUUUAGAGGUCAUACGGCAGAAAUAGUGUGUUUAUCAUUCAAUCCUCAAAGCACACUGGUGGCUACGGGAAGUAUGGACACAAUGGCCAAACUGUGGGACAUUCAGAAUGGAGAGGAAGUAGUCACGUUAACCGGACAUUCAUCUGAAAUCAUCUCCUUGUCCUUCAACACCUCAGGAGACAGAAUCAUCACAGGGUCUUUUGAUCACACAGUUGUUGUGUGGGAUGCUGGUACUGGAAGGAAGGUGUACACCUUAAUUGGGCACUGCGCUGAGAUUAGCAGUGCCUUGUUCAACUGGGAUUGCUCUAUGAUACUGACUGGCUCUAUGGACAAAACCUGCAUGUUGUGGGAUGCUACAAAUGGAAAAUGCUUGGCAACAUUAACAGGCCAUGAUGAUGAAAUUCUAGACUGCUGUUUUGAUUAUGCUGGAAAGCUUAUCGCAACUGCGUCAGCCGAUGGAACAGCAAGAGUUUUCAGUGCAGCCACAAGAAAAUGCAUUGCUAAAUUGGAAGGUCAUGAAGGUGAGAUUUCAAAGAUUUCUUUCAACCCCCAAGGGAACCGUCUUCUAACAGGCAGCUCAGACAAAACAGCAAGAAUCUGGGAUGCUCAGACUGGCCAAUGCCUUCAGGUGCUCGAGGGACACACUGAUGAGAUCUUUUCAUGUGCUUUCAACUACAAAGGCAACAUAAUCAUUACAGGCAGCAAGGAUAAUACCUGCAGGAUAUGGCGUUGA